AUUGACACUAUUGUGAACAAAGGACUUAAAGUACUUUGUAUGUUCCGUAUUUCGUGACGUAAUUGGAUUUUACAUGAAACGCGAGUAACUGUACUCGGCCUGUGAGCGGAGGUCGCUUUUACACGGAUGGUUAUUAUCUUUGCGUAGUUGCGUAACGGUACGAGGACAAAAUGUGGGAAGUUGACUCUGACACGGAGUCCCAGAGUGCGUCGUCGGACGGGCUUCGACGGCGGCAAGGAUGGGACCCAGAGGCCGAGAGUUUAGCUUCUCAGAUCGACGAACUCGACGAAGUGCUAGCCGAAGAAGAGGAGGGAUGCCCGUUACCAUCCACCCCCGAAGAUCAGCAUCUACUCGAUGCGGAGAUGGCUGAAGUGUUGAAGGCUGGUGUAUUAUCUGAUGAAAUCGAUCUAGGUGCCUUAGCGCACACUAGCGCCGUUGAACAGGCUGAGGAAUUCGUAAGGAAGGUUUGGGAAGCGUCGUGGAACGUGUGCCAUUUCAGACAUUUGCCACGUUGGCUGCAAGACAACGACUACUUGCACAAGGGACACCGACCGCCGCUGCCGUCUUUUAGUGCCUGCUUCGCCUCCAUAUUCCGCAUCCACACCGAAACUGGCAAUAUCUGGACCCAUCUACUCGGUUGCGUUGCGUUCAUUGGUGUCGCCAUUUAUUUCCUCACCCGGCCCUCAAUCGAAAUACAAAUGCAAGAAAAGAUGAUCUUCGGUGUGUUUUUCGUCGGAGCUAUUGUAUGCCUCGGAUUUUCAUUCGCCUAUCACACGCUGUACUGUCACUCCGAAAUGGUGGGUAAACUAUUUUCAAAACUGGAUUACUGCGGUAUAGCUCUACUUAUAAUGGGGUCAUUUGUUCCUUGGCUUUAUUACAGUUUUUACUGCCACUAUAGACCAAAAAUAAUAUACCUAUCUGUAGUGAUUGUUUUAGGUAUAUUGUCUAUAAUAGUGUCACUUUGGGAUAGAUUCUCAGAGCCUCGCCUCCGUCCUUUGAGAGCAGGAGUGUUUAUGGGUUUUGGUCUAUCUGGUGUAGUGCCAGCUAUCCAUUAUGGUAUAACAGAAGGUUGGUUUAGUCAAGUCAGUAAGGCAUCCCUCGGAUGGCUAGUAUUAAUGGGUCUACUAUACAUUUUGGGUGCAAUGUUCUAUGCUCUUAGGGUUCCAGAACGUUGGUUCCCUGGAAAGUGUGACAUCUGGUUCCAAUCACACCAAAUAUUCCACGUUCUGGUGAUUGUGGCAGCGUUUGUCCAUUACCACGGUAUCAGUGAGCUAGCAUCGUACAGAGUAACUGUUGGGGAAUGCUCCAUGCCCCCAUCCUCUGUUGCAUACUAGCCUCACCCACUACAAAUGUGAUAGUAGACCAUAGAUAAUUUUAAGUAGGGUACAACGUUUAAUAGUUUCAUUGUAUAUUUUUUUAUCAAAUAAUCUAACACAAUUUUCUAAGUUUUUUUAUACAACCAGUAUGUCGGUUUAUUGUAGUGAGGCUGUUAUUAAUGUUUGAGACUAAUGAAAUUAAACCGAGUUGUUAUUUUCAAUUAGAAUUUUGAAAUUAGAUUAUUUACUUUAUUUAAUAUAAUGUUCUUUAUUUAUUUUAGUUUCUUUAGAUUAUAUAUUUAGUAAAUCUUUUAGUCUGUGACCUGCACUGAACACAUGGAAAAUUUCUUAGUUUCACAAGAAUUACUGCUUUAUAGACCUAGAUUAUUUUUUAGGAUGUACUUAAUUUACACUAAAUAUGGUUUGAUUAAAGAGUAAAUUAACCAUCUAGCCUAUUGUCAUUGUUCAUCCUCAUUUUUAAAAAUUUACAUCUCAAGUGCAGGAUAUUUACCUAACCCAGUUUCUUAAUUUGUUACUUAUUGUGAAAUAAAACAACUUUAACUUACAGAAUCUCAAAUUCCGUUUUAUAUCAGUAUAAGAUUCUAAUAAAAGUAUAUUUUUCUUUUGAUACCAAUGUUUAUAUUUUGCAAUUAACUCACAACAAUAUAAAAAUGUAAACUAAUAUUACAUUCCACUACAGUGAGGAACUAUCGACCAAGACUUUAUACUAGAAAAUGAAAUAUGAUUAUAUGAGUACAAGUUAUCUAUGUCUUAUCCUGGUAAAGUAGUAAGAAUUACAAUAAUUUAAUUUUUAUUUUGUUUAAAUUUUUUAAAUGUGUUUGAAUAAAUAGUAUGUACGUAAUGUACAUAAUGGGUAGGUUGAAAAA
Messenger RNA from Melitaea cinxia (Glanville fritillary), 2203 nucleotides. It is a transcript of the gene AdipoR, whose product is annotated as adiponectin receptor protein. NCBI's taxonomy places the organism in Eukaryota, Metazoa, Arthropoda, Insecta, Lepidoptera, Nymphalidae. The transcript has a single exon. The record is from RefSeq and is a predicted model, not a curated record. Gene Ontology annotation, molecular function: signaling receptor activity. Gene Ontology annotation, biological process: adiponectin-activated signaling pathway. Bases 171 to 1334 code for a protein of 387 amino acids. Gene Ontology annotation, cellular component: plasma membrane.